GUCAAAAAGUCUCAACUCAGCUGUCAAAUUGAUCGAGUAAAAGAAGAUGAAGUGGAGAAGUUUCUGUAUUUCUGAUAAUAAACUUGUAUAAACAUGGCAAACACAGGGUUAUUGCCAUUUGUUCGUGGCGUUGAUUUCACUAGUAACGAUUUCAGCGAUGAAAAAUUCCCAGAUGCUAUUAGAUAUAUGACUGGCCUGCAAUGGCUUAGAUUGGACAAAACUAAUUUGACAGACAUACCUGAAGAAUUAGGAAAGCUAAUGAAAUUGGAAAAUUUGUCAUUAAAAAAGAAUAGCUUGGAGAAAUUGUUUGGAGAAUUGACAGAGCUAAAAUGUUUGCGAUCAUUGAACGUGAGGCACAACAAAGUGAAAAGCUCUGGGAUUCCCGCAGAGUUGUUCCGCCUGGAAGAACUCACCACCCUAGAUCUAUCUCACAAUAGAUUAAAGGAAGUACCUGAAGGACUUGAAAAGGCUAAAUCAUUGUUGGUUUUGAACCUUAGUCACAAUAUGAUCGAAAGCAUACCACCGACUCUAUUCGUACAACUGACAGAUUUGUUGUUUCUGGAUUUAUCUAACAACCGCCUGGAGACUCUGCCACCUCAGACCAGAAGGCUGGCUAACCUGCAGACUCUAAUCCUUAAUGACAAUCCACUGGGCCUCUUCCAGCUUAGACAAUUGCCAUCUUUGCAAAGUUUGGAAACGUUACACAUGCGUAACACGCAGCGUACUGUAGCAAACCUGCCGACCUCUCUGGACACAUUGUCCAACCUUUCUGACGUGGACCUGUCCAAGAACGCUUUGACCAAAGUGCCCGACGCACUGUACUCGCUCCAAAGUCUCAAGAGGCUGAAUUUGAGUGACAACGAAAUCACUGAAGUGUCUUCAGCAAUGGACAUCUGGCAGAAGCUGGAAAGUCUAAACCUAUCGCGCAACAAGCUAACCUCGCUCCCGGCGUCUCUGUGCAAGCUGCAGAACCUUAGAAGACUGCACGUUGACGACAACAAACUGGACUUCGAGGGCAUUCCCUCUGGGAUCGGCAAGUUGGGAAACUUGGAGGUGUUCUCCGCGGCCAAUAACUAUUUGGAGAUGAUCCCUGAAGGGCUUUGCAGAUGCGGUUCCCUCAAGAAACUGAACUUAAGUUGGAACAAGUUAAUCACGUUGCCCGACGCGAUCCACCUACUGAGCGACUUGGAAAGUCUUCAGCUGCACGGCAACCCGGAGCUGGUGAUGCCUCCGAAGCCGGUGGAGCGUGCGCGCGGCGCCGGCCUGCAGUACUACAACAUCGACUUCUCGCUGCAGGCCCAGCUGCAGCUGGCGGGCGCGGCCACCGCCGAGCCCACCACUCCCAGCAAGACCACACUCCUGAGCGACUUGGAAAGUCUCCAGCUGCACGGCAACCCGGAGCUGGUGAUGCCGCCGAAGCCGGUGGAGCGUGCGCGCGGCGCCGGCCUGCAGUACUACAACAUCGACUUCUCGCUGCAGGCCCAGCUGCAGCUGGCGGGCGCGGCCACCGCCGAGCCCACCACUCCCAGCACUGCCAACCCGGAGCUGGUGAUGCCUCCGAAGCCGGUGGAGCGCACGCGCGGCGCCGGCCUGCAGUACUACAACAUCGACUUCUCGCUGCAGGCCCAGCUGCAGCUGGCGGGCGCGGCCACCGCCGAGCCCACUACUCCCAGCACCGACAGCCCGCGAGGCCGGCCGGAGCCCGAGCAGCGCGACUCGGCGCUGAUCCUGCGCGGCAUGCAGGAGCAGGCCAACACGCAGCACGGCGACGAGCGCCUGGACCAGAGGAACAGCGAGCUCAACCCGCGAGGCCGGCCGGAGCCCGAGCAGCGCGACUCGGCGCUGAUCCUGCGCGGCAUGCAGGAGCAGGCCAACACGCAGCACGGCGACGAGCGCCUGGACCAGAGGAACAGCGAGCUCAAGCCGAAGCGCUGGGACGAAACGCUGGAGAAACCUCCGCUGGACUACUCGGAGUUUUUCGACGAGGAUACCGGCCAGACGCCCGGACUUCAAGUCUGGGAGAUCGAGAACUUCAUCCCGGCACCCGUUGAUGAGGUGGCACAUGGAAAGUUUUUCGAGGGCGAUUGUUACAUCAUCCUGAAGACUGCGAUCGAAGAGCAAGGACAGUUAUCUUGGGACAUUCACUUCUGGAUCGGUUCUAAAGCCACCCUGGACAAAGGCGCGUGCGCAGCUAUGCACGCCGUGAACCUCCGUAACCUCCUGGGCGCCAAGCGCACGCAGCGCCACGAGCAGGGUGACGAGACGCCCGAGUUCCUGGCGCUGUUCCCCGCGCCGCCCGUCUAUAUCCAGGGCAGCCAUACGCCUUCUGGCUUCUUCACCGUUGAUGACCCGCACUACGUGACACGGCUAUACCGCGUGCACGCGGCGGGGCACAGCAUACACCUGGAGCCGGUGGCGGUGCGCUACGACUCGCUCGACCCGCGCCUCGUGUUCGUGCUGGACGCCGGCCUCACUAUCUACUUGUGGAACGGCAAGAAAGCCAAAAACACGUUGAAGUCGAAGGCUCGCCUGUUCGCCGAGAAGAUCAACAAAGAAGAGCGCAAGAACAAGGCGGAGCUGGUGGCCGAGCCGCCCGGGAAGGAACCCGCUGCUUUCUGGAAGCUGCUCGAGUACGACGGCGACACGCCCUACGUGCCCGAGGAGCACGUGCCGAACGACUUCGCGUGGGCGAGCCCGCGUCUAUACCGCGUGGAAUUAGGGAUGGGCUACUUAGAGCUGCCGCAGCCCGAAGCAUGUGCCUUAGCACGCGGCGUUCUAGCCACGCGCAACGUUUACAUACUGGACGCGCACGUCGACUUGUUCGUGUGGUUCGGCAAGAAGUCGUCGCGGCUGGUUCGCGCGGCGGCGGUGAAGCUUGCGCAGGAGUUGUUCAACAUGGUGACGCGUCCGCCGCACGCGCUCGUCACGCGAUUGCAGGAGGGGACGGAGACACAGGUUUUCAAAACAUAUUUCUUGGGAUGGGACGAAGUAAUUGCGGUGGACUUCACCCGCACCGCAGAAUCCGUAGCGAGGACCGGCGCCGACUUGGCCAGUUGGGCUAAACAACAGGAAACAAAGGCAGAUCUGUCAGCGCUGUUCACACCUCGCCAACCGUCCAUGCCGGCGGCGGAAUCCAAGACCCUCGCAGACGAGUGGAACGAGGACCUGGAAGCCAUGGAGGCGUUCGUACUCGAGGGCCGCCACUUCGUACGCCUGCCCGACCACGAGCUCGGCGUGUUCCACAGCUGCGACUGCUACGUGUUCCUGUGCCGCUACGUGCUGCCCGCCGAGGAAGACAGCCCGGACGCCGACGGCGACGACGAAGGAGCAUCAGCCGCGUGGGAAGACAGCCCGGACGCCGACGGCGACGACGAGGGCGCUUCAGCCGCGUGGGUGGUGUACUUCUGGCAAGGCCGGCGCGCGCCCAACAUGGGCUGGCUGACCUUCACGUUCGGACUCGAGCGCAAGUUCAAGCAGCUGUGCCGGCGGCUGGACGUGGUGCGAACGCACCAGCAGCAGGAGAGCCUGAAAUUCAUGGCGCACUUCCACCGCCGGUUCAUCAUUAAGGACGGCAAGAGGAACCAGAAGCCUGAAAAUGGUCGCCAGCCCGUGGAAUUGUACGAGCUUCGCAGCAACGGUUCGACGCUGUGCACGCGCCUCAUACAGGUCAAGGCGGACGCGAGCCAGCUCAACAGCGCCUUCUGUUAUAUCUUAAACGUGCCGCUGGAGGGCGCUCACGACACGUCUUCAGCGAUCGUGUACGCGUGGAUCGGCUCCCAGGCCGACGCCGACUCCGCGCGCCUCAUCGAGCAGAUCGCUGAAGACAAGUUCAACAACCCCUGGGUCAGCUUGCAGGUGCUAACAGAAGGCAGCGAGCCGGACAACUUCUUCUGGGUGGCGCUGGGCGGCCGCAAGCCGUACGACACGGACGCGUCCUACCUCGCCUACACGCGCUUGUUCCGCUGCUCCAACGAGAAGGGAUACUUCACCGUCUCCGAGAAGUGCACGGACUUUUGCCAGGAUGACUUAGCCGACGACGACAUUAUGAUAUUGGACAACGGCGAUCAGGUGUUUCUGUGGCUGGGAGCCAAAUGCUCCGAGGUGGAGAUAAAACUCGCAUACAAAUCUGCCCAGGUUUACAUCCAACACAUGAAGACGAUGCAGCCAGAGAAGCCACGCAAACUGUUCCUCACGCUCAAAAACAAAGAAUCGCGUCGGUUCACCAAGUGCUUCCACGGCUGGGGCGAGCACAAGAGGCCUCCAGAGUAAACAACUCUUAUCGACGACUUUACAGCCUUAAGCGGUACAGACCUAUCGAUAUCUUAUUACCAGCAGUGUUCAGAAAAAAUAUAAUGGAUGGUUCUCAUUCAUUGUCUAUACCCGUUAGCCAGAUAUUUUAAGUCCCCAAAAUUCGAAGGUCAGCAGUAAAGGUCUGUAAUGCAUUUUGAUACUGAUAUCUUAUUGAGUAUAGAUAUUCCCAAUUGAUAUUGGUUUGAAAUGACAUGUAACUGCUACCAGGUAAUUGUUUAAGGCCUGGUUCAGACGCGCGGUUUCUGGAUGGUUCUCAUAGGUGAGGCACGAGGCGGUAACAGUAGCGGUUACUUUUUGAUGCAAAUGAACGAGGUCUGCCCAGAAACCUCUUGAUUAUCGCGCGUGUCGGAACCAGGCCUAAAGUUUAUUACUAUGUUGACAUAGUUAUUAGUUAUGAUGCGUUUCAGCUCAAAUUAUUAUAGUAUACAGAUGUCUUAUUGUACAUCGCAACAAAGCAUUUUCAACAUUCGCAAUAAAAUGAGUUUUAUGAUAGGUAUGUACUAUCGGAAGCAAAGAAUCUGAAUGAAUUUACGAAAAUGAAUGACACACAUUUUCAUAAAAAUAUUUGUAUAGUAUUGUGUGAAAAAUUUUCCAUUGCCUAAAAAUCUGUGAUUAUAAAAUUUGCUUGUUUGAUUAUUUUAAAAUUAUUAGUUCAGAUUUAGACACAUUUGAAUUAAAAUAUUUAAUAUUAUGAAACGUAUGAAAGAGCUCAUUAUACUAGAAGUUGCAUCACAUACAAAUUUAGUUUUGCAAUAAUUAUUUUAGUAGCCAUUAAAUUAAAUAUAAAGAGGGAUUUACUGAGAAUAAUUUUACCUAAACUUCAGUAUUACGAUUUGAGUGUUACUUACAACCAAACAAUUUAAACCAUUCGUUUUUAUCAGGAUGCAUGUGUUCUCAUGGGCUUCCAAAAGACAUUGAGGGAAUAUUUUGUGAAAAUGAAAGACUGAGUCAUGCCAUUUUACCAAGUCAUUUUAUUCAACACUUUCACUUAUCUAAUGAUUAAGCACAAGUGUGGAGAUUACAUUGUUACUCAUUUAAUUUAUUGCUACAUAGAUGAGAGAAAUGUUUUGACUAGAAUUGCAGAGAUAAUUUUCACUCUGUGAGAAAUUACAACUUUGCAUUUGUUUAUAAUGCAUUUGUAAGUUUAUUUUAAGAAUAAAUUUGGUAAAGCUGUAUGUAAAUUGCUGUUGAUGUAUAAAUGAUUCACAUAUUGUAUUUAUGUAAAUCAUGUAAAUAUUUGAAUAUCAUAUUACAUAAUUUCAUCACUAACAUAAAUAAAGAUACAUGAAACUUUUAUAAUGCAUAUAAUUGUUGUGCAAGACAUGAUUUUUAAAUGUGGCGCUUAAGCACAAAUGUUUUCAUAGAUUUUUAACAGUUAUUUAAUAAAAAAUUAACAACAA
Messenger RNA from Ostrinia nubilalis (European corn borer), 5711 nucleotides. RefSeq names its product protein flightless-1 (gene fliI). Gene Ontology annotation, biological process: barbed-end actin filament capping; actin filament severing; myofibril assembly. Lineage: Eukaryota; Metazoa; Arthropoda; Insecta; Lepidoptera; Crambidae. Bases 94 to 4269 code for a protein of 1391 amino acids. The transcript has 27 exons. Gene Ontology annotation, cellular component: cytoplasm; actin cytoskeleton; nucleus. Gene Ontology annotation, molecular function: actin filament binding; phosphatidylinositol-4,5-bisphosphate binding. The record is from RefSeq and is a predicted model, not a curated record.